CUCUUGCAGGGGUCAGCUUUGGAUUUAUAAACUACUUGCUGAGCUGAGACACUGGUGCUGGAAGGAGCAGAUCUGGGGAGGCAGGGAAGCUCUCUGCCUUGCUUCUCUUUCUCACUCCAUCCUCAGAGAUCAGAGGGUCCAGCAAAAUGAUCCAGCAGCAGCUGAGGCAGCUCCUGCCAGAGCCAGAAGUGGCUCCUUCUGCUGCCCUCGGCCUUCUCUGUGGCUCAGCGGUGGUCGUGGUAGUCUGGAAAUGGCUGGGUGAAAGGCAGAUCCAGAAAAAAAUGGAAGAGGCUCAGAGGACCCGGGAGGAAGGUGUGAAGAACAUGGCAAAGGCUGUCCGGCAGUUCAGGGAGCAGGUCCCCAGUGUGCAGACAGAUGCCAUCCUGUCCCUACCCCUGCUGGAACUUGCUGGGAGACUACAGGAAGGGUCCUUUUCCCCCAGGACUGUCCUCUACACCUACAUAGAGAAGGCCCUGGAAGUGACCCAGCAGACAAACUGCGUGCGACAUUUUAUCCCAGAGUGUGAGGAGCAGCUCCAGGAAAUACAAGGGCAGAAGAAGGGGCUUCUCUACGGCAUCCCUGUCAGCAUCAAGGACCAUAUUGGCCACAAGGGGCAUCUGUCAACCUGUGGGCUUGUGCAAUACCUGGGCACUCCAGAGCAGGAGGACAGCGUUCUAGUCAAGGUUUUGAAGAGACAGGGGGCCAUCCCAUUCGCUAAGACCAACGUGCCGCAAUCCCUCUUCAACUAUGACUGCAGCAAUACCAUCUUCGGCCAGACCUUGAACCCUCUCAACCACCAGAAGACCCCCGGAGGCUCCUCAGGAGGGGAGGGAGCUCUGAUCGCAGGGGGUGGCUCCAUCCUGGGCAUCGGCUCGGACGUUGGUGGCAGCAUCCGCCUGCCGUCCAGCUUCUGCGGGCUGUGCGGGCUCAAACCCACGGCCAAAAGGCUCAGCCUGUCUGGAGUGAAUGGGCCAGUCAGUGGGAUCCUGUCAGUUCCCUCUGCGCUGGGGCCGAUGGCGAGAGAUGUGGACAGCCUGGCCCUCUGCAUGAAGGCACUGCUCUGCGAGGAGAUGUUCCGGCUGGACCCCACCGUGCCCCCCAUCCCCUUUAACGAGGAGGUGUACUCAAGCUCUGCUCCUCUGCGGGUCGGGUACUACGACACCGACGGCUACUUCCCGCUGCCUCCUUGCAUGCGCAGGGCGGUGCGUGAGACCAGGGAGGCUCUGCAGGCAGCGGGGCACAAGCUGGUGCCCUUUUCUCCACUUCGGAUCCACUACGUCAUGACUGAACUGUUUCUGAAGACGUUUUUUGCUGAUGGAGGCCAUGCCUGGUUGGAUGAGUUCACAGGAAAUAUUGUAGAUCCAAGCUUAAAACCACAGGUGACUUGCUACAAGAUCCCAAGGCUGGUGAAGAAGCUGCUGGCUCUGAUUCUUAAACCUCUGUUUCCCCGCCUGGCUGACUAUCUGAAUGCCCUGUGUGGAAUGAGGUCAGUGAAUGAGUUGUGGAAUCAACAGCAUCAAAUAGAGGCGUACCGCUCAGAGUUCAUCACCCAGUGGAGGGAACUCCAGCUAGAUGUAGUGCUGUGCCCCGUCCUAGGGCCUGCCUUCACCGUGGGAUUCCCGGGGAAACUCCUCCCUGCCGUCUCCUCCACAAUGCUGUACAACGUCUUGAACUUCCCCGCUGGGGUCGUGCCCGUCAGCGUGGUGACAGAAGCUGAUGAGGAAGAACUGAAGCUUUACCGAGGAUGCUGCGAUGACUCCUGGGACAGGACACUGAAGCAGGCUGUGGCAGGAGGCGUGGGGCUGCCCGUGGCCGUGCAGUGCGUGGCCUUGCCGUGGCAGGAGGAGCUGUGCCUGCGCUUCAUGAAGGAGGUGGAGACCCUCAGCCGUGGGAAGGGAGCAGCGUAGCCUCUCCAGACCCACCUCUGCAGGGCCAGAGGCAGCCAAGACACAAGUGGGGCAGCUCUACAUCAAUUUCCCCUUUUGCAAUCUGAAGUGCAUAAAUUCCAGAAAGGAGGGAAAGAAGAAAAAAAAUACAUUUCCUGCCCUUCUUCCUGCUGACAAGCACAGAUCCUGUAAAGGACACAGCAGUUUCCUCAGUAGCCAUUAAAAGGACUGUAAAUCUGCCUCGCUGUCCUCUGUCUUGGCUGAGAUGCUGCUGGAUUCAUCUCUAAACAGCUCAGCAGCUGAUGCAGAGACCAAAACAACAUCAGCAUAAAUCUUCCAGCAUGUCAUCAUACAAACCCUUCACAAUACCAAAGUCCUUUGUUGAAAGGAAACCCUGUCUUGCCUGCCUCACAUUCUUCCUUGGAAGAAAAAUGAGAAUAUCUGAAGACUCCAGCUGGACACUGCAGCUUCACAAAUUAUCCUGCUGUCUGUCCCCCAUCUCCUCUGCUGCUCAUUUUCCUUUCUCCCCUGUUAGCCCCAAUAAACUCAUAGGGCUGAAAACAACCAGUUCCCUUUGCUACAUUAGCAACUGUGCAGUGUUCCCCACCAGCACACUCUGCAGCCACACUGACGCUCGUGUUGGUCAAAGAUGUGAUGCAGAGGGCUGGAAUGUCUUAUAUUGGUUCAAAUGAUCAAAGAUAUAUGAACUGCACCUUCCUGAAACAAUGGAUAGGGGUGGGAGCUACCCUCAGUAGUAUUUUCUUGCUCGCACUGGAUGCAAGCAUGGGCUGCUGAGGCUUACAGCACGGCUGAGAAUACAGCUGUGUCUAUUUACCCUCUCCAUCG
Messenger RNA from Oxyura jamaicensis (ruddy duck), 2732 nucleotides. Its product is annotated as vitamin D3 hydroxylase-associated protein-like. Gene Ontology annotation, molecular function: fatty acid amide hydrolase activity; amidase activity. Lineage: Eukaryota; Metazoa; Chordata; Aves; Anseriformes; Anatidae. Gene Ontology annotation, biological process: fatty acid catabolic process. The record is from RefSeq and is a predicted model, not a curated record. The transcript is spliced from 15 exons. The coding region runs from base 147 to 1907 and encodes 586 amino acids.